GCUUUCUGCACCAUACCUCUCUGUCCUUCAUUUACAUUCUAGAUGCUGGCUCCUCUCUGGAGAGCCCCCUUCUCCGUUUGAAAUGCCAAUCACCCCUGGCUCUUCCUUUAUCCUCGAUCACACACACUUCCUCUGCAUUGAUGUGAGGGAUCUGGGAGCUCGGCAUGUGCUGAGGAGAUUCCCUACUUUCAGUCUGAAUGCCAACUGAAGUUUCUGUGAAGAUAUCAGACUGUGGAUUUCAUCCUCUUUGAGAUUUCCAGGAAUUGACUGAAUUUUACUUUGUUCUUUUGAGGAUUCUCCAGUGCUGAUUUUGUUCUUGUUCCAGGCUCCUGACUUAAUUUUGUUUAGGUGUGGCUGGGACUUCUGUGAUAAGAGUGGCAAGGACUCAGCUUCCUCUCCUUUUUUCACUGUGCACAUCCUGUGUCAGCAGCUGCCAGCCCUGUUCACACACAGCUGUGGUUCUCCCCGGAAAGGUGGGGCGCUGGGAGUGGAGGGGGUGUGUGGAUGUCCUGUUCUGCUGGAGUUCGAUCCAGACUUUAAUCUUGACUCGCCACCUGUCCACACAGCAGUCACUGCGUGUAUGAUUCAGUGUUUUACGCAGUAAGUGACUCUCCAGGAUACUGUCGCUGUCUGUGUGUGUGUGUGUUCGUGAAAGGAUUGCUGUGUACACGGAGCACUAGCCGCUCAUGUUGCUGCUAAUAUGGCAGGAACCUCGCAUGGACAUAUACCUUGGGUCUAUCAGGGGCAAAUGUACUAUGGGAAGCCUUUGCUGAGCUAGGCCCCCAAGGAACUAGCACCCUAAUUGUGCGUCCAAGCGCACCCUGAACAAAAUGAAUGCAACUGAGCUGAACCAAAGCACAGAACCCUUCUGCUUGCUGGACAUUGGCUACUCUCAGAUCUUCGAGACCUGCCUGAUGGAAGUAGCUGUUAUUUUUUUCUUGACAGUGCUCAUCAUCUCAGGAAACCUUGUCGUUAUCUUUGUUUUCCACUGUGCCCCACUUCUCAGCCAUCAUACCACCAGUUCCUUCAUACAGACAAUGGCAUACGCAGACUUCCUGGUUGGGGUCAGCUGUCUCAUCCCUUCCCUGUCUCUGCUGUACCACCUGGAGGGCUUGAAUGAGGAACUCACCUGCAUGGUUUUUAGCUACAUGGUCAGCGUGUUGAAGAGCGUCUCCAUGGCCUCUCUGGCAUGUGUUAGUGUUGACCGUUAUGUUGCAAUCACCCGUCCUCUUUCCUAUGCAGCUCUGGUCACACCCUGCCGUCUUCGCACCUGCAUCGCCCUUAUUUGGCUAUACUCGGCACUCAUCUUUUUGCCCUCUUUUUUUGGUUGGGGCAAACCAGGAUAUCAUGGUGAUGUGUUUAGGUGGUGUUCCUCUUGGGACACCCAGCCCCUCUUCACCGCCUUUAUUGUGGCUGCCCUCUAUGCACCAGCUGCUUUCACCGUUUGUUUCACCUAUGCCCAUAUCUUUCGCAUAUGUCGGCAGCACACACGGCAGAUCAGUGAGCGUAGAGCUCGCUUUGGCCCACAAGAGUCUGAACCAGGUGAGCAAGCCUGCACAGACAAACGUUACGCUAGCGUGCUCUUCCGCAUCACCAGUGUGUUCUACAUGCUUUGGCUACCCUACAUCAUCUAUUUUCUACUGGAGAGCGCAGGGAUAUACAGUCAUGCUAUUGCCUCGUUUCUGACCACUUGGCUGGCCAUUAGCAAUAGUUUUUGCAACUGCCUCAUCUACAGCCUGUCCAACAGCGCCUUCCGCAAAGGCCUCAAGCGCCUCUGCCUUCUAUGUCUGCAACGUACCAACACCAAGAAGCCCCUAGGAGAUCUAGCAUCCCCUCCCCAUCCUGCAUACCAUGUGUAGCACCUUCUGUUGUCAAGGAGAGUCAAUUUGGUGUUGAUGGCAAUUGUCUUGUCAAGCUAAAAGCUGAUGCUAAAGAUUUGUAUCUGGGCAUCUGUGCACAGUCCCAGUUUGGUCCCUGUUAGGGCGUUUUGAACUAGGCAAGACCACAAUGGUCUGUUUCUUUGUGUAGUUGGGAUAUUAUCUUGGAGGGUGAAGUUGACCCCUGACCCUGGUCAUUAGAAGUUAAGAGGAACGUUAUGUGAGAGUGGGCUGCUCUCAUUAGUGUUAGCUGAUAUACCAUUCUCAGCAGAUUUUUAUACAGUGACAGUAAGAAAAGGAGAAAAUGAGUAAUGAGAAAAGGAGAAGAAUCAAACUGUAUUAGAGAAUUAUGAUUAUGUAGUUUUUAGAUUUCAGUGUCUUUAUGCAAAAAAAGCUUACUUUACAUUGGUGAGAAAAAAAGCAAUGCUGGAGGAGUUGAUUUGUCUGCUUAAAAGACCACAGCUUAAAGGAGAAAGCUUAUGACUUUCAGCAGCCUUAACUAGCUGAUCUGUAGGCUUUGUGGUGACUUUGCCAGUCUUUGUGGACCAUUGACUUGUAGUUAUGUGGUCAGCACAGUGAGAACAUAUAGCCUCUGUUUCUCCAGCUAACUGGCUCACAACUGUUUAAAUGUAGGUACACAUUUAAAACCUUAAAUAUUACUUACUAGGUGUUAAAAUUAUCUUUUAGACAUAGACUUCAAUAACUCUGCAAAGAUUGAAAGCGUUUCCGGGGUCUGACCUGGUUUCAGACUCUGUAAAUUUUUAUGCUUUCAAUACCAAAUUUGAGGAUAAUCUGAUCAUGACCCUACUCCUCAGUGGUGUUUUUGCUAGAUUCGUUGUGCUUUUCGUCUCUGGACCAGCAAUGAUUCUUGACCUUCAGUAGUCAGAGUGGAAUUUUUCACAAGAGCUGUUCCAAAAAGCAGAAUUCUACCCAAGCCCUUCAACAACGCAGCAAUUACAUGGUCUUCCCAUUUGCUGAUUAUUUAAUGUCAUGGAGGGAUUACAUAACCAUGCCUCUCAUAUAAGGAGGACAUCAUCCCCAAAAGAUGCAUUAAUACAACUGCAAACAGACGGCCUGUUCUCCCUGACUCCUUUCUAACCCUUGAUUGUACUGGAGAUUAACUUUCUUCCCUUACCCCCUGCAUCAACUCUAUUGGCUCACCACCCUUCAAAUCCUUCUGAAAGAUUUAUUUAAUUACUUGGAGGAUCUGGUUUGACAAUUAAUUUCAAUUUGGUUGUAAUGCCUAUUGGACAUUGCAAUGCCUGCUAUAAUGACUCUUUGACUUGCACUCUACCGUGAGUUAUCCUGUGGCGCUCCAUUGCCAUACUUGGUUUGCUUUCACAGAAUGCAAAUUUUAGUGGUGGGAUGAAUGGUUAAAGAGGGGAGGGGAACAUCUGUCCUAACGCAUUACUCAAAGAACAUCACACUUAAAAUAUUACUUCAUGUAGUUAGCACACCACACAUGACCAUAACAGCUGUUAAUUACAUUGGCGGGCAAUGAAGAUGAACGACACUGCAAUGGAAAAGGUGCUUAUGUGGACAAUAACCAGAGAAAACUGUCCAACCCCGGUUGUAUUAGGGUAAUUAAUUACUAAAAUGCAGGUCAGUUUGAAAGCUACUGAAACGGUGAUGGCAGAACACAGAGGUUAAAGUUUCUCGAGAGUCUUGCAUGUUUAGACAACCUUUAAAGAAGUCUUUGCAAAAUAAAUACAACAAUGAACUACUUUUUAUUGCGCUGUAUUAUUUAUCUUUGUGACACACUUAAGAAACCUCAAUCGCUGAUUCUGUACAUAAUUCAUGUGUGGAAGUGCCAAGAAAAUUGGGCAUUUAAAAUCAUGUUUUUUGUCCUUUUUCAUGCUAUGACUGUGAUCAUGAAUUCCCUUAUUUGGAUGGUACUGUUAAAAAUGGGUUCUUAUGCAGAUAACCUGGUCUACAUAGUUGACCAAAGUAAAAAAAAAUAUAUUUAUGGGCGCACUCUGAUUUAAUAAUCUUUUUUUAAUUUUUUUUAAAUAAUAGAGGAUCUACUAAAUUGUUCGAGUAAUAAGACUGAAAACACAUGUUGUUUAAUGGAGUGUUUGAUUAUUAACAAAAUCUAAGAAAACACCCAUUUUCUCUUUGUAUGUAAUCUAAAGUUUAUUUCUGGGUAUGAAUUUUACCUUCUCUUUAAUAGAGAGUUUUUCGUUGGAUAUGGUUAUGUAUUGUGGCUUAUCUUAAAGUCCAGUUUUUGGUAUGGCAUUUGGUAUAACCAAAAUACAUUUUUGAUCAGAAAUGUAUUUAUUUUGUAUUCCACAUCACUUCAGUUUAUGCAUGGAUUGUCUAUGGGCUUUCUUUCGUAAUUGUAUUACUGUGAUGUGACAAAAUGUAACUUAUGAAGUGUCAGGAAAAGCCUUUCGUAGGUGAUGUGUUGGGUAAAAGUUAAAUAUAGUUGAGACUGCUUCUGAACUGUGAUGUCAUGGCAGGGUGCUGUGCAAUACUUUAUUUUUCUAGAGAAAACAUAUCACACACAGUAGAAAAAGGGCUUUUAUUUUAUCCAAAUUUCCCAGAUGUGUGUUGAAAUGUAGAUCUUGAUCUGGUGGCCUCUGGCUAUGUGCUGUUUUUGAACCAGUGCUGAAAGAAUUUGUGUAUCACUGUUGAGCCAUUUACCCCUCCACCACUUUGAUCGCGCAUGACCACGAGUGUGCGUAUGUACUUUAAACCGAACAAAGGCGCAUGUCUAUUCUGAGAACUUGUUUUUUGCAUUCGUCUUGAUUGCUGUUUGGUCUCUGUAAUUCUCCUGAAGCAUCAGCAUUUAGAAUCCUUCUCAUCUGUGAAACAUUUCUUUUAUUCACCUAGAAAGGAUUGAGAUUAAAUUAACUCUUUCCCCGCCAAACACGGAAUUUUCCGGGUUUUAUGAAAAACGCUUCCCCGCCAAACACGGAAUUUUCCGGGUAUCCGUGUUUUAGAUGGUAUACGGUAAGGAAGACCCGCGCGCAUGUUUUGAAAGAGUACACAACUCUUUGAUCAAAGAAACAGACUGCGAUCGUCUCAGACGUGAAGUGGAACACCAUACUAAUACUAAAGCACUUGUUUGAUAAAAAUGCCUUUUUCUCAGCUUUUUGUUCGAAAUGUUGUUUUUGACAAAACCUACCUCUGUUCAAGUGGCAAUAAAAAAAGAACAAAUGAAGAUUAAAUAAAAUCGUUUUUUUUUUUUGCCUAAAAGCAGAGGCUCAUAUCUUUAUUUUGAUAUAUAGCAUCUUCAUAUAUUCAUGGAAGAAAAUAUUCUGCGGGCCAUUAAAGUUUAGCAAAAAUCGUCAAAAACCCUGGCGGUGGCUGGCAACUUUUUUUAAAAACGCUGGCGGGGAAAGCGUUAAACACCCCCAAUUCUGAGGAGCUGCCUCUCACUUUAUUUAUUUUUUUAUUAACCAUUUGGGUUUUUGUUUUUUACACAAGAUUUUGGAGACCAGAUUAUCCGUACCAUUUGAUAGUCCUUUUCUGAAGUUCUCACAUUCAUGAAAAACCUGAAAUUAUUAGGGAAUUUUAAAAUGUUGGAAAUGAAUAAAAUCUUAAAAAUCAUGAAAAUUCGAAUGUACAUUUUUCUAGUGAUGUUCUUUUGUAAGAUAUUUCAUUGGCUUGAUGAAAUAGUGAAAAUGAUGUAGUGAAAAUGAUGUAGUUAAUCAGUCAAACAGGUUCACAAAUUGGUCUGAAUUUGAUUUGAGCUUAAACAAUCUGUAUCCAUUAAUCACAAAUGAUUGUAAAGGUCAUGGAAACUCAUGGAUAUUCAUUGGUCAAAAAGAGUGGGAAUCCAGUUUCUGUUAAAAAAAUUAAUAAUGUAAAAAAAAAUGUGGGUUUGUAAAAUUCUGGAUAUUGAAGCUUGCAUAUCUGUUUUCAAUCACUGUAGAUUUUGUCUAUUUCUACAUACCUCUUUUUAACUGAAGGAUGUAGUCAAUGGGAUUGUAUAUCAAUUUUUGUUUUCGACAAAUGUGUUUUGCUGUUUAGUUUUUUUGUCCGAGGAAUAAAAGACAUGGAUUUUAAAACUAUACCGCUGCCCAAACAACUGUUGGCAUUGCGUGUUUUGCAACAUAUACAAUGGUACUGUACGUCUUGGGUAAAAGUAGUGGAAUGAUUUCAAUGUAAUUUAACUUUCAGGACAUUUCGAUGCCAGAGAGCUUGUUUUGUGUGUUUUUUGUUCUCUGUGUGAUGCCAAAGCUUUUUUUUCCUUUCCUGUGGGAAAAUGGUUCUGUUCUUGAAAUCAAAGUCAAGGGCUAGUGCUCUCAUGGGAACUAAUCUCCCAUGAUGACUUGCUCUCUGCUGUGCCAUGUUAGGACGCAGGACCCAACCGGGCCUCUGCUAUCACAGAAAAUGGAGGACAAAGCUGGAACAGAGUGUGUUCUCUCCCUAAGGAACACACACCCCUCUGGGCGUGCACACACACACUCACACACCCCUCUGCAACCUCGCCUUGAUUGUACUUGGCAUCUUUAUUGAAUUUAUUCGUGUAUGUUUUAGCAAUCCGUUAAAUUGCUGAGCCAGGCUCUAUAAUGAAUUGCUCAUGAUCUUGCCCUCUUUAGUGGUUCUGAUUUUAAUUUGAUUAACUGGAGAGAAUCAUUUUAUGCCUUUCAGCUUAAAAUGUCCAACAUUUUAUUUCAUUUCUUUUUCUUAUCUUAAGUGAAAUUUGUUUUACAAAAGGAUGUGAAAACACUGCAAUGUCUUGGUAAUUAACAAUGUUUUGGAAGUUGCUUGGCUGAAAGGAAACCGAACUGUUCUUCCAUAUUUUUUUGGAAAUCAACAAAUUGUCCAGUGUGUUUUAGGGUUGAAGCUGAGGUACUGGUGUACUUUACUGCAAAUUUUGUAAUGAUGUCAUGUUUUAGAAAGAUUUUGUGGAUAAUAUAUUUAUAUUCUGGUAUAUCUGCACUGAGGAAAUAAAUGUG
Xyrauchen texanus (razorback sucker) is the source of this 6784-nucleotide messenger RNA. Its product is annotated as probable G-protein coupled receptor 21. The transcript has a single exon. Gene Ontology annotation, biological process: G protein-coupled receptor signaling pathway. The record is from RefSeq and is a predicted model, not a curated record. The coding region runs from base 831 to 1859 and encodes 342 amino acids. NCBI's taxonomy places the organism in Eukaryota, Metazoa, Chordata, Actinopteri, Cypriniformes, Catostomidae. Gene Ontology annotation, cellular component: membrane. Gene Ontology annotation, molecular function: G protein-coupled receptor activity.